This is a messenger RNA of Sphaeramia orbicularis (orbiculate cardinalfish), 4697 nucleotides long. It is a transcript of the gene add1, whose product is annotated as adducin 1 (alpha). The transcript is spliced from 17 exons. Gene Ontology annotation, cellular component: cytoskeleton; postsynaptic density; plasma membrane. The record is from RefSeq and is a predicted model, not a curated record. Gene Ontology annotation, molecular function: actin filament binding. NCBI's taxonomy places the organism in Eukaryota, Metazoa, Chordata, Actinopteri, Kurtiformes, Apogonidae. Gene Ontology annotation, biological process: barbed-end actin filament capping; positive regulation of adherens junction organization; positive regulation of establishment of endothelial barrier. Bases 164 to 2848 code for a protein of 894 amino acids.
GUGGAUGGGCGGAGCCUGUGAAGAAGGAACGACGAGCGCAGAGAUAAACCCACUCUAAAAUCACUAGGGUCGGGGGAUACAAAUAUUGGACAUUAUAGGCCUGCUUUUACCGUGCACUGUCUUUAUUUCAUCACUUCAUCAAAGAGAGGGAGGCCAGCCCAGGAUGAACGGUGACUCAGGUGCCGGUGUGGUGACGGCCCCCCCUCCCACCACUGCCCCACACAAGGAGCGGUACUUUGACCGGGUGGACGAGAGCAGUCCGGAGUACCAGAGGGAGCGGAACAUGGCGCCUGACCUACGGCAGGACUUCAACAUGAUGGAGCAGAGGAAGAGGGUCUCCAUGAUCCUACAGAGUCCGGCAUUCUGUGACGAGCUGGAAACGAUGAUCCAGGAUCAGCUGAAGAAGGGGAAGACGCCCACAAGCCUGUUGGCUCUGCAGCAGAUCGCUGAUUUCAUGACCACCAGCAUGCCUUCCAUGUAUCCGGCUGCACCACAAGGAGGCAUGGCAGCGCUCAACAUGAGUUUGGGCAUGGUGACCCCUGUGAAUGACCUGCGAGGCUCAGACUCCAUUUCCUAUGAUAAGGGCGAGAAACUGCUUCGCUGUAAGCUGGCUGCCUUCUACCGGCUCACGGACCUAUUCGGCUGGUCGCAGCUCAUCUACAAUCACCUCACAGUCCGGGUGAACUCAGACCAGGAGCGUUUCCUAAUUGUCCCCUUUGGGCUCCUGUACAGUGAAGUCACUGCCUCCAGUCUGGUGAAGAUAAACCUUCAAGGUGAGAUAGUGGAUCGGGGCAGCACUAACCUUGGGGUCAACCAGGCCGGCUUCACGCUGCACUCUGCCAUCUAUGCUGCAAGGCCUGAUGUCAAAUGUAUUGUUCAUAUACACACACCUGCAGGUGCUGCGGUGUCAGCCAUGAAAUGUGGCCUGUUGCCCAUCUCACCUGAAUCACUGUCACUGGGUGAGAUCGCCUACCAUGACUACCAUGGCAUACUGGUGGAUGAGGAGGAAACUGGGCUGAUCCAGAGGAACCUGGGCCCGAACAGCAAGGUGCUCAUCCUGAGGAAUCACGGCCUAGUAUCUGUAGGGGAAACAGUGGAGGAGGCUUUUUAUUACAUCCACAACCUGGUCACCGCCUGUGAGAUCCAGGUGCGAACACUGGCCAGCGCUGGAGGGCCAGACAAUCUGGUGAUGUUGGACCCGGACAAAUACAAGUCACGCCCACGGGUGCCUGACCUAGAGGGCGACAAGUCCUCUACACACCCUAGGUGGCAAAUCGGGGAGCAGGAGUUUGAGGCUCUCAUGAGAAUGCUUGAUAACCUGGGCUACAGGACAGGCUACCCCUACCGCUGUCCAGCAUUGCGAGACAAAGCUAAAAAGUACAGUGACGUGGAGAAUGCUCCCUCUGCCCACGGUGGCUACUCAUACGGGGAUGACAGCGACUCAGGCGCUCGCUCCCCGCUGAAACACAGCUUCCAGCGCGGCCAGCGCGACAAGACCCGCUGGCUCAAUGCCGGCGGUCGACCCGACGAGCCCUACGAGGAUGGGCCCGACGGCAGCAGCCCCAAGUCGAAGCCUAAGGUGUGGACGAACAUAACACACGAUCACGUCAAACCCUUGCUGCAGUCUCUCUCGUCCGGUGUCUGCGUGCCAAGCUGUAUAACCAACUGCUUGUGGACUAAGGAGGACGGACUACGCCAGGCUGCCGCAGCCAAUCAGUUCAUCCCACUGAACACCAACCCAAAAGAGGUCCUGGAAAUGAGGAAUAAGAUCCGGGAGCAGAACCUGCAGGACAUAAAGACCGCAGGACCCCAGUCUCAGGUUCUCUGUGCCGGCACUGUGGUGGAACGCUCCUACAACCAGGACGCCCCUCUGUCUGACUGUACAGAUACUAUUGAUGGCCUCGAUGUGUCCGAGGGGUCCUAUAGUCCUGCUAAAUCAAUUAGAAAGGGGGAGCUGGUGACCGCAUCCAAGGCCAUCAUUGAGAAGGAGUACCAGCCCAAGGUCAUUGUGAGCAAACAGGGUCCCAACCCCUUCACCAAACUCACCGACCAGGAGCUGGAGGAGUACCGCAGGGAGGUGGAGCUCAAACAGAAAGGGCCUGAAGUCCAGGGAAAAGCUGAAGGCAGGGAGGGAUCGGCCUCCACCCUGCCCUGUCCUGAGUCUGAGUCCACACUGGGGGGACACACCCCAGUCUCCUCGUCUCUCCCAUCUGCGACAGACUCUCCUAACUUAGAGAAACUCCGGCUCACUCCGGCCGCCCCGGCGGCCACUCCGGCCUCUGAGCCGGACUCCUCUUCCCUUGCGGGGACGGCUUCAGAUGACGUAUUUGCAGUUGGAGAUGAGGUUUUUUCAGCUCCAAAUUCCCCCCAGAUGGAGUUCCACAGCGCCGUGCUGCGAGCCCUCAGCAGGGAGCCGAUAGUGGUCGAUGCAGCUGAAGCUGAUGAGGCCACAGACCCAGAGCAACUAGUAGAGCCUGAAGAAGAGGCUAAAGAGCAGAAACCCACCUCUACCCCCCCCAGUACCCCGGUCAGAGCAGAGGAAGAGUCCCUGCCUGAACAGACCUUUAAGGAUGAGAGCGACGCCGCCACCCUGAGACAGACCCUCCCCGAUUUAACGCCCGACGACCCCUCCGACGCCCCGGCCCUCCCCAACGAAGACCCCGCUGCGCCGGCCUCCACCUCCACCCCGACCCCGGCCCCUGCAGGGGACGCCGCAGAGGGGGAAGAACCUGCCGACGCUGGCGACCAGGACGGAGACGAGUCCCCCAGCAAAUCCCCUUCCAAAAAGAAAAAGAAGUUCCGCACUCCUUCCUUCCUCAAGAAAAACAAAAAAAAGACAGAGUCCUAGAGGGGAUAAUCGGAUCAGUCCUCAACACCAACCCCUCCCCUUCUUCCUCUUUCGCUUUAUUUUUCGUCCGCUACCAUUAUCGCCCUCUUCGAUCCAGCUGCAUUUACACUUAGUUCUGCUUUUUUUUUAUUGUUUCGAUAUUGUUUGUCACUGGCUUAUUAACCUAUUUUUCCUCGUUAGUGUGUGCCAACUUUGUAUACAGUGUAAAAAUAACUGAUUGCAUAAAGGUUUUUUGAUAAUUAGGGGCUUUUAGUUGUGAGUGAGUGCUGCAUUGGGUCUUGUCCACUCCAUCUGGCCUUUUAUGCAUGUUUAUACCUAAAGGGUCUCGCAUUCGAUGGGAGGUUUUAGGGGUUUGACUGCCCUUAUUUUUUUUUUUUUUUUUUAAAGGAGUAUUAACUGUUGUAACCACUAGAAUGUAAUGGGAUUAUAUCAGAAUAUGUCCAAGUGUCUUUUCAAAUCAAUGAAUGCAAAAAGAGAAGCUUGUAUUCUGUAAAUUCUGACAGAUUUACAAAUUGCAUCACUUCACCUCCAAAGCUGCGCUCCCUCUUCAGUACAUGUUAGCGGGACAGAGCUAAUGUUGGGAUUUUCUUACUUUUUUUUUUUUUUUUUUUUUUUUUUUAAGCCAAUGGGAAGUUGCAGUGUUUUAAAGUCAAUCAUACUGCUUUAAUCAAACCACAAUAAAGUUGAAUCCCGUCUGGAUGUAGGCUGACCAAUACUUUUACAUGCCUUAAUUUACAGGUAUGUUGUAUAUUAGUUUUUAACCUUAUUAUAUAUAUAUAUAUAUGGAUGUGGAUGGAAUUGGUAAAAGUCUGCAGAUGAUGUCGUCUGAAACUAGUGGCAUUCAGAUUGUUAUCCAGGAAGUGUCCAUGAGCUUUGUUGCUGGAAAAUCUCAUGUAUUUUACAACUGCCUGUUUUUAGUGUGAAGGAAUGUGGAAAAACAAGGUCUUCGUUUGGGGUUUUUACUUUUUUUUUUUCUUUUUUUUUUUUUGUGUGAUUUGUUCCCACAGAAACAGUGGGAAAAAAAAAACUCAUUUAUAUAGAUAUAUAAUACACAUUUUUUAAAAUUUGAUUUAAUUUUUAAAGCCUUCUCUUGUCAUGUAGAUUGAGCUGUGACUACUUGCUGUGAGAGAGCACUGUGAAUCCUUUCUAAUCCACUGUAUGGGAACUCUUACCACACAUUACACUUACAUUUGUCAUAGAAAUAGACUAAUAAAAUAGAUAGUUUUUACAUAAGUGGUGGUUACAAAGCUGCGUGAUCAGACUCCCCUCCUGUGUUCAACUCCACUCGUUGGAUGCCAGUUUGAUUCCACUUGCAGUAAAGACACAAUGUACACUGGAGAAGCAAUUUUAUUUUCUAAUUUUCUUUUUUUUUUUUUGUUUUUAUGUCACUGAUGUCUAACCGAUGGUAUGGUUGCAGAUGAGCUGUGCUUUAAGGACAUUAACACCACUCGUUUCUUUGUAACCUGUGUUCAUUUGACCUGUUUCACAUCUACAUAUAAGCUGAGAACUCCUGAUGGACUGCAUGUGUCGACUGCUUCUAGAGCUUGUACUGUAACUACCCCCUUUUUUAUUUGAGGUCUGUUUUAUUUUAGCUUUACUGUGCUGGUAAAUACUAAACUAAACUCCUCGUAGUCAUGUUUGAAUUGGACUUGACCACACAUCUGUUUUUUUUUUGUUUUGUUUUGUUUUUUCGUAUCACAGCCACGAUGGUUUGUACUCUCUGUCUGAACUUUAUUCCAAUGUAAGCGUGUCUCAUCAUUAUCUCAUAUACAGACUAAAUACUUCCACAGUUGUUUCUUUUCAUGGUUCUGUCUUUUACAACCAUGAAUAAAAAACACUACCUUCAAAG